AUGUUUCGCAAGUAUCACGUCGAGACGACGCAGCAGCUCAAAUCAUCGGUACAGAGGGGUAUCCGAGCGAAGAUCUCUGAUCAGUAUCCCGCCUUGGACGAUGUCCUCGACGACAUCAUGCCCAAGAAGGCUGUUGUUGUCUUGGGCAAGUGCGCGGACAAGGUCAACGUGGUGCUCGUGGACGACGUGCCGAUAUUUUUCCAGCACCGCGACGGGCCGUACUUCCCCGUGUUGAGACUCGUUCACAGAUACCCGGAGAUGAUGCCGCGAUUACGCGUGGACAAGGGCGCCAUCCGGUUCGUGAUAUCUGGGGCGAACAUAAUGUGUCCCGGUCUCACGUCAGCCGGGGCGACGAUGCACGACGAGUGCGAGGCGGACGAACCGGUGGCGAUCUACGCCGAGGGGAAGGAACACGCGUUGGCGAUCGGGAUCACGAAGAUGAGCACGGAAGAGAUACGAAGCGUGAAUAAGGGAAUCGGCGUCGACUUGGUGCACUACCUCCGGGACGGUUUGUGGACGGCGACCGCGUGA
This is a messenger RNA of Ostreococcus tauri, 531 nucleotides long. Its product is annotated as Pseudouridine synthase/archaeosine transglycosylase. Bases 1 to 531 code for a protein of 176 amino acids. NCBI's taxonomy places the organism in Eukaryota, Viridiplantae, Chlorophyta, Mamiellophyceae, Mamiellales, Bathycoccaceae. Gene Ontology annotation, molecular function: RNA binding. The record is from RefSeq and is a predicted model, not a curated record. Gene Ontology annotation, biological process: formation of translation preinitiation complex. The transcript has a single exon.